CUCCCACUACAUGAUAAAAAAGAACACAAAGAUUCUCUCUCUCUGUAAUAUGGGCACGUGCUAUGUUCUUUUCCAACGAAACCCAUCUCUCACUGUACAAAACUCUUUCAAAUCCAAAACCAUUCUUGCUUAGGAGAAAUCUCAUUCACUCUUCUUCUUCUCUCUUCUCUCUUCCAAUGGAGUUUCUCACCACCAAAGAUCAAUCCUUUCUUGAUCAACCCAUGGCUUCACUUCGAAGCUUCUUUCUCAUCACCCUCUUCUUCUUUGUCUCUCCAAGCUCAAGCCAAGCCUGGGACGGUGUAGUGAUCACACAAGCUGAUUACCAAGGCCUCCAAGCUGUUAAACAAGAGUUUAUUGACCCAAGAGGGGUCUUGAGAAGCUGGAACGGUUCAGGCUUCACCGCUUGCUCUGGAGGUUGGGCUGGAAUCAAAUGUGCUCAAGGCCAAGUCAUAGUGAUUCAGCUCCCAUGGAAGUCUCUUGGAGGUAGAAUCUCUGAGAAGAUAGGACAGCUUCAAGCUCUUCGUAAACUUAGUCUUCAUGACAACAAUCUUGGAGGCUCGAUUCCUUUGUCUUUAGGACUCAUUCCUAAUCUCAGAGGAGUUCAGCUUUUCAAUAACCGUCUUACCGGCUCCAUCCCUGCUUCUCUUGGUGCUUCUCGUUUCCUUCAGACACUUGAUCUCAGUAAUAACUUGCUGUCUGAAGCUAUUCCACCGAGUCUUGCUGAUUCCACUAAGCUUCUUAGGCUUAACCUCAGCUUUAACUCACUCUCUGGUCAGAUCCCAGUGAGUCUCACUCGUUCCUCUUCUCUUCAGUUUCUUUCCCUUGACCAUAACAAUCUCUCUGGUCCUGUCUUAGACACUUGGGGUAAUAGUAAUAAAAACACUUCUCCUAGUCUCCGUGUCUUGUCUCUUGACCACAACACUCUCUCUGGUCCAUUCCCUCUUUCACUUUGCAACUUACUUGACCUACAAGUCUUUUCCUUUAGUCAUAAUAGGAUCAGUGGAACCCUACCUCCCCAGCUAAGCAAACUCACUAAGCUUAGAUUAAUGGAUGUUGCCAGUAAUAGUAUUAGUGGCCAGAUUCCUGAAACCUUAGGGGACAUUGCUUCUCUUACACAUUUAGAUUUGUCUCAAAACAAACUCACCGGAGAGAUUCCUGUUUCCAUCACUGAUCUCAAAAGCCUUAGCUUCUUCAAUGUCUCUUACAACAACUUAUCUGGUCCUGUUCCUACUCUCUUGUCCCAAAAGUUCAACUCCACCUCCUUUGUCGGAAACCUAGAGCUUUGUGGAUACAGUGAUUCUACACCAUGUCCUACUAUAACCCCUCCUUCACCGUCUCCUAGCAAAUCAUCUGGAAGGAAUCUGAGUACUAAAGACAUCAUCCUCAUUGCUUCUGGAGCACUCCUCAUAGUUAUGUUUAUCCUUGUGCUUGUUCUCCUCUGUUGCUUGCUGAGGAAGAAACCAGAUAAGUCCAAACCUAAAGGCCUAGAGGCUGGAUCUGGAGCUGCAACUGCAGCUGCGAAGACUGAGAAAGGAGGAGAAGCUGAAGCUGGAGGUGAAACAGGAGGGAAGCUUGUUCACUUUGAUGGGCCAUUGGCGUUUACAGCUGAUGAUCUUCUGUGUGCAACAGCUGAUGUCAUGGGGAAAAGCACUUAUGGAACAGUUUACAAAGCUACACUUGAAGAUGGAAGUCAAGUUGCAGUGAAGAGACUGAGAGAAAAGAUCACUCGAGGUCAGAAAGAGUUUGAAAAUGAGAUUAAUGUAUUGGGAAGAAUCAGACAUCCGAAUCUCCUUGCACUCAGAGCUUAUUACUUAGGACCCAAGGGAGAGAAGCUUGUGGUCUUUGAUUACAUGUCUAGAGGCAAUCUUGCCACAUUCCUCCAUGCUAGAGGACCAGAAGUUCAUAUCAACUGGCCUACAAGGAUGAGGUUAAUAAAAGGAAUGGCUCGUGGUUUGUUCUACCUUCAUACACACGCAAACCUCAUCCACGGAAACCUAACAUCAAGCAAUGUACUUCUAGAUGAGAACAACAACGCGAAGAUCUCAGAUUACGGUCUCUCAAGACUCAUGAUAACAGCAGCAGGAUCAAGCGUGAUUGCCACGGCUAGUGCAUUAGGUUACAGAGCACCAGAGCUCUCUAAGCUGAAGAAAGCCAACACCAAGACCGAUGUGUAUAGCCUCGGUGUGAUCAUACUAGAGCUUUUGACUGGGAAGUCACCAAGCGAGGCCUUGAACGGUGUGGAUUUGCCUCAGUGGGUUGCUACUGCGGUUAAAGAAGAGUCUACUAAUGAGGUUUUUGAUGUGGAGUUGUUGACUGAUGUGAACACUAUGGGUGAUGAGUUGUUGAAUACGUUGAAACUGGCUUUGCAUUGUGUUGAUCCUACACCAUCAACGAGACCUGAAGCUCAGCAAGUUAUGACACAACUUGGAGAGAUUAGACCUGAAGAGAUGGAAGCAGCAGCAGCAACAUCUGAACCGUUGAUUGAUCUUCCUGAAGCUUCUGCUUCCACAAGUCGGUAGAAAAGGAAUGGAGAGUUUUGCAGAGUAGUAGUAGACUUUAUUUUAUUUGCAAUUCUUUGAUUCUCCAAGUAGUGUGUUUCUUGUUUUAUUUCAUUUAUGUCUUUAAACCAUUUCUUAAUCAGUUUGUGUUUGUAAAUACUGUAAGCUUGAUCAUAACAGAGUUCUCUGUUUUCUUCUAAUUGGCA
Molecule: messenger RNA, 2704 nt
Organism: Eruca vesicaria subsp. sativa (arugula)
Lineage: Eukaryota; Viridiplantae; Streptophyta; Magnoliopsida; Brassicales; Brassicaceae
Source: the annotation of a GenBank genome assembly